AUGGCAGGGAUGCUACCAGGAGUAGAAGCAGCAAGAAGAAGGAGAGUUCAUCAAAGCAGUAGCAUUAAUAAUAGCAAUUGUUCAUCUCCUUCCUCGAGACGCCUUUCUUUCUCUCUCUUCUCCACAAAUACCUCUACUUUCUUGGGGCAUACGACAAGGAGCAGAACAUCCUAUGAAGAUGAUGAUGAACACGAAGAUGAUCCAAAGUUAGGAGCUUUGGCUAGAGAAGCCAAGGUCAGACUUGAUGCCAAACUCAGAUCAACACCCUUCAAAUCUACCAGGAAUAAUAACUGUGAAGAGAGAAUAGGAAGAUUCCAGAACAAUGAAAAUGAAGUGACAAGAAAGAAAAAGAAGAAGAAUGGAAAGUUUAGUUGGAACUGGAAAUCAGGGGAUCAAUUACAAGAUAAAGAAUGUGCAGUUCAGGAUCCAACACCUUUAAACUUCAUUUUUGUCACUCUUUCUAUCGGCUUGCUUAUUACCAACUAG
Chenopodium quinoa (quinoa) is the source of this 486-nucleotide messenger RNA. RefSeq lists its product as uncharacterized. The coding region runs from base 1 to 486 and encodes 161 amino acids. The transcript is spliced from 4 exons. Lineage: Eukaryota; Viridiplantae; Streptophyta; Magnoliopsida; Caryophyllales; Amaranthaceae. The record is from RefSeq and is a predicted model, not a curated record.